UUAUUAUUAUUUAAUAAAAAAUGACAUCCUUGUCUAACCACAAAAAUCGACUCUGGAAAGAAAAGAGUCCUUACUUACUACAACAUGCAAACAACCCGGUUGAUUGGUAUCCUUGGGGAGAAGAAGCUUUUGAAAAAGCCAAACAAGAACAAAAGCCGAUAUUUAUUAGUAUUGGAUACAGUACUUGCCACUGGUGUCAUGUAAUGGAGCACGAAUCUUUUGAAAGCGAAGAAACAGCAAAAUUGAUGAACGAUUCUUUUGUCAAUAUAAAAGUCGACCGAGAGGAGAAUCCUGGAGUAGACAAAUUUUACAUGACUUAUCUCCAAAUGACAACUGGAAGCGGAGGAUGGCCAAUGUCAGUUUUUCUGACACCCGAACGGUACCCAUUCUUUGGAGGAACCUACUUUCCUCCCAAAGACCGUCUCGGAAAACCUGGUUUUCAGACUAUAGUUUCACGUCUUGCUCAACUAUGGAAGUCCCAAGCAGACAAGAUACGCUCAGAUAGCAAGAGCUCUUUAAAAGAUAUCAAAGAUUAUAUCGAGGCAAAACUUCCAAGCUCAUCAAAAGAAUUAGAUCCAUGGAAAAUCGCAGAAGCUACCUACGAUUAUUUUGAAAAGGUGUUUGACUCUACAUAUGGAGGGUUUGGAGAAGCACCAAAGUUCCCUACUCCUGUUCAAUUGCUAUUUCUGUUGGAUUAUCAUAUGUACACCAAGAAUGAAUCAUCUGAACACUAUAGAAACAAUAAAGCACAAAAUGCACUUGAAAUGGUGCUCAAGACACUCAAGAACAUUGGAAUAGGCGGAAUUCAUGAUCAUGUUGGAGGUGGCUUUCACCGUUACAGCACAGAUAGAAUGUGGCAUGUACCUCAUUUUGAAAAGAUGCUGUACGAUCAAGCACAGCUCUUAUCAGUCUAUACAAAGGCCUUCCAGAUAACAAACGAUUCAAUUUAUUCUGAUAUUGCCAAAGAUAUCAUUCUAUACGUUUCGCAGAAUCUUUUACAUGAAGAGGGUGGAUUCUAUUCUGCAGAAGAUGCGGACUCGUACCCUAAAAACGGAGACUCCAAGAAAUUAGAGGGUGCAUUUUGCACCUGGGAGCUUGAUGAGAUUGAUGGUCUCUUGGAACCAAAAAUAUCAGAGCUAUUCAAACGUCAUUUUGGAGUAAAAGAAGGUGGAAACGUAACGGAUGAACAAGAUCCUCAAAAAGAAUUAGAAAACAAGAAUAUACUUAUGGAGCAAGAAACUAUUGAUCAGUCCGCAUCUGCUCUUAGUAUUCCGGUUGAAAGUGCCAAAACAUUAAUAGCAGAUGCAAAGGAUACUCUGCGCAAUUAUCGUCUUUCAGUACGCCCAAGACCUGAUAAGGAUGACAAGAUAUUGACAUGUUGGAACGGGCUUAUUCUUUCAGCUCUUUCACAAGCUUACCUAGUGUUUCAUGAUAAAUCUAUUCUGAAACUUGCUACCGAUACAGCUUAUUUUAUUAAAAAAGAACUCUACAUUGAAGAAAAGAAUAUCCUGUUGCGUAGCUAUCGUGAAGGACCUUCUACUAUCGAGGGUUUCUCAGACGACUAUAGUUUCUUUAUCCAGGGAUUGUUAGACCUUUAUGAAGCCACCUUUGAUGAUCAAUGGCUUCAAUGGUCCUAUGCCCUCCAAGAGAAACAAAACGAGCUAUUUUACGAUAAUGAGAAAGGAGGCUAUUUUAAUAUUUCCGAAAAAGAUACCUCUGUCCCUAUGCGCUUGAAAGAAGACCAAGAUGGUUCAGAGCCUACAGCAAACUCUGUUUCUUUGAGAAAUCUCAUAAGACUUGGGACCGUAUUUGAAAUACCAGGAUAUUUUGAAAAAGCAAAACAAACAGCCGAGUCCUUCCGUCUUAUUUUGACCCAAUUUCCUUACGCUAUUCCGGCCGUCCUGUCUUCCUUUCUUUUGUUUUCCGAGGGUUUAAAAGAAAUAAUUAUUGUUGGUCCUACUGUUGGUGAUGACACGCCUUCCUCUUCUUCUCAUUUUUCGUCUUUGUCAGAAAAGAAACAAAGAUUCGAAGCCAUUAUUGCACGCCCGUUUAUUCCAAACAAAUUUGUGGCAAGUCUCACCCCGGACGGAAUCUUGGCCAAGAAGAAUCCUCUCUUUGAAGAGAUCGUUACAAGACACAAGAACUCAGAUGAUGUAGCGGUUUAUGUGUGUGAAAACUUUACAUGCAGACAACCUAUAUUUACAGAAGAAGAACUGGAAAAAACUAUGUAUAUUUAACUAAGGAAGAAUAUUGAUAGCUAAUACAUUAAUAGUAAAAAAAAAACAAAGAAAGAAAGACUCAUAUUGCUUACUUUACUCUAAACUACUCUUGCCUUGUUUUAAAGAAAAAGAAUAAAUUAUUAUUAUUAUCAUUAUUAUAUAAG
Messenger RNA from Phycomyces blakesleeanus NRRL 1555(-), 2383 nucleotides. RefSeq lists its product as hypothetical. Gene Ontology annotation, biological process: carbohydrate metabolic process. The record is from RefSeq and is a predicted model, not a curated record. Bases 21 to 2237 code for a protein of 738 amino acids. The transcript has 18 exons. Lineage: Eukaryota; Fungi; Mucoromycota; Mucoromycetes; Mucorales; Phycomycetaceae.